AUGACAGACUACGCCUCCCUUAAGGUCGACGAGCUGAAGAAGCUGCUGUCCGACCGCGGCCUGCCACUGAGCGGCAAGAAGGCCGACCUUGUCUCGCGUCUGCAGGAGAACGACGCCGCCGCCAGCAAGCCCGAGGCGAAAAGCAACGAGGACGAGAUUGACUGGGACGACGAGAAGCCCGCGGAGCCCGCACCGGCAGCCGCCCCCCCAGCUGCCGCCGCCGCCAAAGACGCUCCCGCCGCAGCGGCACCUGCACCUGCGCCGGCGGCCGCUCCCGCUGCUGCUGCUACUACCGAAGAGACCGCCGCUGCCGCCGAAGAGCCGGUUACCGCGCCGGUUGCUUCGACCAUUGACAUUGACGAGGAGCUGCGCCGUCGCGAGGCACGCGCCAAGCGCUUCGGUAUCACCCCUGCCGCCGCCGACGAGACCAAGGCGGGCGAGGACGAGGACGAGGACGCCAAAAAGGCGGCGGCACGUGCUGCACGGUUUGGCAUCGACCCGGCCGCCGCUGCCAAAAACAAGGAGGUCGAAGAUGCCAGAAAGACGAUCCUGUCGAGCCUGGACACGGCGCUGCCUGACCGACCUCUGAAGCGCGGUCGUGGCGGCGGCGACGGCGACCGGAGAGACAAGAAACGGUCGACGCCCGACCGGCGCCACGGCGGCAACCGCAACGAUAACCGCAACAACAAUAAUAACAACAACAACAACCGCAAUCGCAACAUCGACCGGAGACACAACAACAGCAACGCCGGUGGCGGCAACCAGCGGGGCCAGAAGGGUCUCAACUUCCUUUCGGAUCCGGCGGAGAAGAAGAAGGCUGAGGAGCGCGCAAAGCGGUUCGGCUUAUAG
Molecule: messenger RNA, 849 nt
Organism: Sporothrix schenckii 1099-18
Lineage: Eukaryota; Fungi; Ascomycota; Sordariomycetes; Ophiostomatales; Ophiostomataceae
Exons: 2
Coding region: 1-849 (282 amino acids)
Biological process (GO): poly(A)+ mRNA export from nucleus
Cellular component (GO): nucleus
Source: RefSeq, a predicted model, not a curated record